AUGGACAAUGCAAGAAGUGAUGAUACAACAGGGUCCUCGGAUGCCCGAAUGAACAGAAUGGAACAAAUGCUUACCACUUUAACUAAAGUAGUAAUGCAAGAACAGAGGCAACAACCUUUACCACCUCCACCCCCGCCGGCUCAAGUUGAAAUGGGCAAUAGUGACAUAAUUAACAUGACUAAGAAAUUCAUGAAGAUGAAGCCGCCAACUUUCUUGGGUGGCAUUGAACCACUAAAGGAAAAAACUUGGCUACUGGAGAUGGAAAAAUUAUUUGAAGUGUUUCCCUGUUCUGAGGUUCAGAAAGUUUUAUUAGCCACCUACACUCUGAAAGAUGAAGCUCGAAGAUGGUGGUUACUAGUUCAGAAUGGUAAUGAGAAUAUGACAUGGGCUCAAUUCAACACAAUUUUCUAUGACAAGUACUUUCCCCAGUGCUUCCGAGACCGAAAGGUUUUGGAAUUCCAAGAACUCAAACAAGGAAGAAUGUCUGUAGCCGAGUAUGAGGCUAAGCUUACCGAGCUAGCCAGGUUUGCUCCUCACAUGGUGGACACAAACUACAAGAAGGCCCGCAAGUUUGAAGGCAGGCUGGAUUUAGAUAUAUUGGAACGGGUGGGAGUUCUGAACCUACCCACGAAUGUGAAUGCUUUGGAUAGAGCACUGAUGGCAGAAGCCAUUCUGGCAGCGAAGAAACAAACUACAAUACCACCAACUGCAUGGAAAGGCAAAAGGGCCGAGUUUAAUUUCAGAAAAGGCCGAUCAUUUUUGAAGAAACAAAACACAGGAUCUUCCAGUAGUCCUAGUCAGAGUAAUGGGUCCAUACCAAACUGUCUAGAAUGUGGCAGGAGACAUAGGGGAGUGUGCCAACGUACAUCUGGUGCUUGUUACCGAUGUGGCGAGGUUGGCUAUAUGAUGAAAGACUGUCCAAUAGGAUCCAGGAAUACCAGUCACCUGUAG
Molecule: messenger RNA, 951 nt
Organism: Camellia sinensis
Lineage: Eukaryota; Viridiplantae; Streptophyta; Magnoliopsida; Ericales; Theaceae
Source: RefSeq, a predicted model, not a curated record